GAUCUUUGCUCUUUUUCAUUUACUUUCAUAUUUACGAAAUUUUUGACAUUUCGUAAGUCAUUGUUAAAAUAGUAAUAUCCUUAAAAGAUAAUUUUGCCUUGAAGGAUUAAAUGAAUGAUAAACGAUUUUACAUGUGGGACAGAUUGUGAUGUAGGCGUAAGUCAUAAAUUAUCAUAUGUAAUGUGACUGCAAUAAACCCGAUAUAUUCUAAAAAAAUAACAAUGGCCACACGAGGAGAAAGAGGUGUUAGCAGAGUAUUAGAAAAGUUAGAAGCAUCAGUAAACGCAGGUCAAUAUUAUGAAGCACAUCAAAUGUACAGAACAUUGUAUUUCAGAUAUUUAAGUCAGAAGAAAUAUAAAGAUCUAUUUAAAUUGUUAUACGAAGGUUCUAUGUUACUUCUGAAGCGUGAUCAACUGGGUAGUGGUGCCGAUUUAGCAAUUCUACUAAUAGAUGUUCUAACUAAGUCUGAAACAAAACCUAGUGAAGAAUGGAUUGAAAAAAUAGCAAACCUAUUUGAAUUAAUGCAUUCAGGUAUCCCAGAAAGAGAUACAUUCUUAACAAAUGCUGUGAAAUGGUCUAUGGAUAGUACUAAAAAAGGACAUCCACUACUACACCAGAAAAUUGCAGAAAUUUACUGGAAAGAGAAAAGAUAUCCUGUAGCACAUAAGCAUUUCUUACAUUCAAAUAAUGGGACAGUGUAUGCUAAUAUGCUGAUAGAAUUACAAUCGACGAGGGGACUUAAAGCAGAGAUUGAUCUGUUUAUAGCACAGGCAGUAUUACAAAUUCUUUGCUUGAAAAACAUCCAAAUGGCAAGAGAAACCUUCAAAAACUAUACUAGUUCACAUCCUAGUAUAAAAAAUGAUACAGGCCCACCAUACAAAUAUCCUUUACUUAACUUUUUAUGGUUUUUACUACAAUCAAUUGAACAAAAAAACACUGUUCAAUUUGAAAUCUUAAGAAAAUGCUAUGACAUAAGCUUAAGCAGAGAUUCAAAUUAUUCUGAUUACUUGGACAACAUUGGCCGGGUGUGGUUCGGUAUAGACAAUCGGAAGAACAAUAAGAAUGAAAACUCAAUGUUUGGUGGAUUGCUAAAGACAAUCAUAGGAGAUCUAGACAGUUCUGACGAUGAAACUGACAACCAAAAUUCUAGGCCAACGGCUCCGGAAUUGGAUUAAGUGUGUUCUAGAUAAAUUAAAAAUUAAGUCAAGAUAAAGUUUUAGCUUUCGGUGUUGUUCAUUAAAUUAGAUUUCAUGAAAAAAGUUUCUAUCAAUUACAUGACUACAUUUUUAAGAUACUUCAUCAGACCUUUUAGGUCUUAAUUACAUGUGUAACUGUCAAAUUAUAAUCUCUUCAGUCAAAGUUAAAUUAAGCAUCAUUUUAAUCGUAAAAUAUAUUUGCGAUAAAAAAAAUCUCUGCUCUGUCUGAGCAAGCAUACACGAAGUUAGUGGCACUGAAUGUAUUAAAACACGAAAUAGCUUAAAUGUUCAUUAUCUUUAUAUUAUGUUUACACAAUUACAGCUUUAGAAAUAAACGCGGUAUAAAGUUAAACUUAGGAAUAAA
Molecule: messenger RNA, 1560 nt
Organism: Papilio polytes (common Mormon)
Lineage: Eukaryota; Metazoa; Arthropoda; Insecta; Lepidoptera; Papilionidae
Product: Golgi to ER traffic protein 4 homolog
Exons: 4
Coding region: 222-1175 (317 amino acids)
Biological process (GO): protein insertion into ER membrane
Cellular component (GO): BAT3 complex; cytosol
Molecular function (GO): protein binding
Source: RefSeq, a predicted model, not a curated record